Messenger RNA from Propithecus coquereli (Coquerel's sifaka), 1029 nucleotides. RefSeq names its product intraflagellar transport 27 (gene IFT27). Gene Ontology annotation, molecular function: GTP binding; GTPase activity. Lineage: Eukaryota; Metazoa; Chordata; Mammalia; Primates; Indriidae. Bases 366 to 878 code for a protein of 170 amino acids. The record is from RefSeq and is a predicted model, not a curated record. The transcript has 7 exons. Gene Ontology annotation, cellular component: Golgi apparatus.
UCUGGCGCUGUGCUUGGGAUGCUGGGGGCGCCGGGUUGUUUCCUCCAGACCCGGGUUGGGCUGAGGGGCUGGAUCGGGAGCGUGAGCCGCGUCCCUUCGCGUGCACCUUGCGGGGCUGCCGUUUGGGGCCUUGUGCCGGGCGGUCUGUGAGCCUUCCUGCUCCUCCCACCUUCAGCGCCCGAUACUCUCCCUCGGCCCAGCCCAGGAGGGCCAGGUCCCGUUCGUCCCCAUCCCCACCGCGGCCACGGACCUUGAGAUCAGCCCUCCCCACUUUCCGGGCCUAGGCCAGCCCUGGGCCCCGAAGCCCACCCGCCAACGCCUGUAGCAGCCGGCUUGCCCUGUGGUCCGUGGUAGUGUUGGUUACCAUGGUGAAGCUGGCGGCCAAGUGCAUCCUGGCAGGAGACCCAACAGUGGGCAAGACUGCCCUGGCACAGAUCUUCCGCAGCGACGGGGCCCAUUUCCAGAAGAACUACAGUCUGGGCGACAGUGUGGAACUCUUCAUUUUCGACUCUGCCGGCAAGGAGCUGUUUUCUGAAAUGCUGGAUAAAUUGUGGGAGAGUCCCAACGUCUUGUGUCUCGUCUAUGAUGUGACCAGUGAGGAGUCCUUCAACAACUGCGGCAAGUGGCUGGAGAAGGCACGGUCACAGAUUCCAGGCACCUCCCUCCCAGGUGUUUUAGUGGGGAACAAGGCAGACCUGGCCGGCAGGCGAGCGGUGGACUCAGCUCAGGCCCAGGCGUGGGCGCUGGGCCAAGGCCUGGAGUAUUUUGAAACCUCCGUGAAGGAGAUGGAGAACUAUGAAGCGCCUUUCCACUGUCUGGCCAAGCAGUUCCGCCACCUGUACCGGGAGAAGGUGGAAGUUUUCCGCGCGCUGGUGUGAAGGGGUGAGUGGAUCGCUCCGCACGGGGGAGCGGCGGGUGCUGCGGCGAACCUGGCCUGCGCUCCGUCUCCUUGGAAGAGGAGAGAAGAUGGAAUUGCCUCUGUGCCUCCAAUAUAUCAUGACAGCUUUAAAUAAAAUUAGGAGACAAUGU